Messenger RNA from Poecilia reticulata (guppy), 1119 nucleotides. NCBI's taxonomy places the organism in Eukaryota, Metazoa, Chordata, Actinopteri, Cyprinodontiformes, Poeciliidae. The record is from RefSeq and is a predicted model, not a curated record.
AACUGCUGGAGGAAAAUAAUUCAUCUGACAGCAAAGAUGCAGUGGAGUCUGAUUCUGCUCUUCCUGAUGGCUCAGUGUUGUUUCAUGGACUGUCAGCUCUAUCAGUUUCACUACAUUAAUGAGAAUAAGAACUGGACUGAAGCUCAGCAGUACUGCAGAGAGAAACACACUGACCUGGUCCCAGUGACUAACAUGAAGGACAUGGAGAGACUCAACAACAUCUCAGCUGGACAUUGGAGCGGAGCUUGGAUUGGUCUGCAUGAUCCAACAGUUGGCAUCAGAAGACAGUACUGGUCUCUGCCUGGAGUGGAGUUCAAUGACAACGAGACAAACUGGUACACAGGAGGAUCUAAUGUUUGUGGAAAACGAGAGAAUUGUGGGUUAUUGGUAAAUACUUCUAAACGGGGAUAUGUGAGUUGCUCCAUUAAAAGAUAUUUCCUCUGCUACAAUGACACUAAUACAACUCAUAAAUACCACCUGAUUAAAGAGUUGAAGUCCUGGCAGCAAGCUCAGAGUUACUGCAGAGAGAAUCAUACAGACCUGAUCAGUGGAAUGAACCAACUGCAGGAUAAAGAACUGGAAAAAGUGACAAAGUUUACACAUAGAAAACCAUUCAUUGGUCUGUUCAGAGACACCUGGAGGUGGUCAGAUGGAAGCAGUUUCUCUUUCAGAUACUGGAGCCUACAGUUUGACAAUUAUCAACCCAACAGUGGUCAAUGUGCCGUGACUCUGCCUGAGGAGAAAGGUAGAUGGCAGAACCAGGACUGUGGUGUUCAGAAACCCUUCAUCUGUUAUGAUGAUAAAGUGAUCCUGAUUAAAGAAAAUAAAACCUGGGAGGACGCCUUGACCUACUGCAGAGAUCACCACCAUGACCUGGUCACCAUCACCAACAUGGAUGAUCAGAGAUGGAUCCAGGAGAAAGUCAAGGAGGCAUCGACUGAUUAUGUCUGGAUGGGUCUGCGCUUCACCUACACUCUGGAUUUCUGGUUCUGGGUCAGUGAUGAGGUGGUCAGCUAUAAGAACUGGGCUUUAGAUGGAAAGAUGGACGACUGUGACAUGUCUGGAGCCAUGGAGACAAAAGGGGACCAUCUGUGGAAAAAGGUUACCACGUUUCUUUAG